Messenger RNA from Entrophospora sp. SA101, 2837 nucleotides. The record is from the annotation of a GenBank genome assembly. NCBI's taxonomy places the organism in Eukaryota, Fungi, Glomeromycota, Glomeromycetes, Entrophosporales, Entrophosporaceae.
CUAAAAAUCCUAAAAAUCGAAAAAUCGAGCAGUUGUUACUGGCAGAUGCAUUUUUGACACGAUCAUACAUCUCAAUAUGUCUGGGUUUCUUGGAAGAUGCAAUCUUAAAUUGUAAACAGGCUAUUAGAAUUCUUAAUAGGAUGAUUAGGCAUAUUAAUGCAAUUAAUGUCUUUCAUGGCCAAAGUUCCUUUCAAGGAAUAUUAUCACCAUCACCAUCUGCACAAAGCCGGCAAUGGCGCCUAUCUAAGGAAGCUGAUUGUUGCUUCAAAGAAGGAAUGCUGUUGAUUAAAGAAACAAAAGCCUGCACAGCUAUGAGUUGUUUUUUAUUAAACCUUGCUGAGCUGGAAUAUCACAGACAAUUUUGGAAAAAAAGCGAAGAAAACUUAAAUGAGGCUAUAGAGUAUCAAAAUAAAGCGGAAAUAUAUCCUAAAGAAGAAGUUUUAGCAAAAUUGAUUUUUGGUGAUUUUAAAUAUCAUGAAGGCAAUUAUAAAUAUCAAGAGGAUGAUUCCAACCAUCAAAUACAUUGUUAUAAUCUGGCACUUGAAUAUUAUAAUGAUGCAAGUCAUAUUUUGAAGAAUAUAAUGGAGAAGGAAUAUAUUUCCAAUAUAGAACCCUUUGACAUAAGCAACAAAAUUUUAAUUUCUAUGACACCAAAAUCUAAAAAUGAUAGUGAAGGAACAGUCCAAUAUGAAUGUUUUUCACUUGAAUACUUAAAAGCAAGAUUGUUUCGACAUCAAGGCUUAUUGUUGAGUAAAUAUGGGGAAUUUGAAAAAGGCUUGAGAUUGAUAGAAAAUGGAAGGUUUUUAAAUCAACCUUGUCUAGAGAAGGCAUGUUGCGCAGAGUAUCAAUAUUUAUUAGGCAAAGUUAAAUUAAUGGAAAUUAAUAAUAAAUUAAAGAUUAAUAACCAAAUGAUUUUUGAUAAUAUACAAGAUUCCGUACUCUCUUUACCAUCAUUUGGAAAAAAUUCAAAUAAAAAACAACAUAAUAUCAAUCAAAAUUAUUUUCCAGAUAAUUUUUUAGAGGAGAUUAAUAAAGCAAUCGAUUAUUUGGUAAAAGUUUAUGAUCUAAUAUAUGAAUGCGGACCUACACAUUUGUUACAAGAAGCUUCCCUAUGUAUUGUUAAGGCAAAUUUGUUAAAUGCUUACUGCUAUAACAAAUUUUCUGAUCAAUUAGAAAUUGCGACCAAAUGUGCAUAUUAUUUGGAAAUGACUAAAGCACUUACUGUUAAAAGGGAGUUUAUUACAAUCUUGAACGAGAAAGCAAUAAAAUUACCUUUAAAAUAUAAUGAUAAUGAAAGAUGGCCUCAAGCAGAAACAUCAUAUCAAAAAUUUUUAAAAGAUUUAUUGAAGAGAUACAAAGAAGAAUCAUCAUUAACAUAUCAUCAAUUUCAAAGAGAAUUUAUAGACAUUAUACCUUCUCAAUGGACUGUGUGUUCAAUUACUGUCGAUAUUGAAAAUAAUGAGCUAUAUAUUUGUCGCUUUUGUCAAAAAACAUCACCAUUAUUGUUACGAUUGCCUUUGAAACGACAAUCUGGAGAAUGUGGUGGAUUUUUGUAUAAUGACGUGAUUAGAAAAUUUAAUCAAAUCAUGGAUUUAUGUGAUCAGAGCAUGAAAUUUGAUAAAAAAUGUAUGAAUAAACAAGAAAAGUCGCAGUGGUGGAAUGAAAGAAAGGCAUUGGAUGAUAGAAUGAAAACCUUACUUGAAAAUAUCGAGGAUUGUUGGUUAGGCGGCUUUAAGGGCAUAUUAAUGGCAGAUACAGACAAUGAUCCUAAACGACUUGCUAAUUUCAAAGAAAAGAUGGAUAAAUUAGCACUAAAAAAUGAAAUAUGUAGUCAAACUUUUGGUAAACAAUCAACAAAAAAGAAAAUUGAUCUUCAUGUAGAAUUGUAUAGAUCUUUUCUUCGUUUAGGACCAAAUGCAACAGAUCGAGAUAUUCAAGAUAUUAUUUAUUUUCUGGUUGACAUAUAUAACAAAAAUAAUGAUCAACAAAUCGGAUAUGACGAGGUUGAUUGGGAUCAGCUUACUGUUGAUAUAAUAAAUGCACUAAGUGUUAAUGCAAAUUUUAAUGAUUCAAAAUCUGAUGAUCAGCAUGUUAUUUUAAUUUUGGACAAGUAUGUUCAAAUGUUGCCAUGGGAAAGUUUUCCUUGUUUACGAAAUCAAUCAGUUUCUCGAUUACCCUCAAUUUCAUUUUUAAGAGAUCGAAUUCUGUCAAUGAAACGUCAAAAUAUUAAUAAUUCAAGUAACAAUGAAAAAUAUUUUAUUGAUCCACAAAAAACGUUUUACAUUCUUAAUCCGAGUCAAGAUUUAGAGAAUACACAAAAAAAAUUUGAAGAUUUUGUUAAAAGUUUCGAAGGAUGGAAUGGUGUGAUUUGUCGUCAACCAUCUGAACAAGAAUGUAAAAAUGCGUUGAGUAACAAUGAUCUUUAUAUUUACAUUGGGCAUGGAACUGGAGAACAAUAUAUUAAAAGAAGUAUUGUAAAACAAAUAGAUAAUUGUGCUGUGGCUUUAUUGAUGGGUUGUAGUAGUGGUACUUUGAAAUUAGAAGGCGAAUUUGAUCCUUUCGGAUCAUCACUUAAUUAUUUGAUUGCAGGAUGUCCUGCGUUGGUUGCGAACCUAUGGGAUGUGACUGAUAAAGAUAUCGAUAGGUUUAGUAAAGCUUUAUUUCAUGAAUGGAAUUUAAAACCAAAUCAUGAAUUAGAUAAUGUAAUUGGGAAUGAUACAAAAAAAAUUGAUGUAUCGUUAGUUAAAGCUGUUUCAGUCGCAAGAAAAGAGUGUAGAUUAAAAUUUUUGAUCGGGGCAGCACCUGUAAUUUAUGGUGUACCUGUUUACUUAAAAUGA